Octopus sinensis (East Asian common octopus) is the source of this 2924-nucleotide messenger RNA. RefSeq lists its product as uncharacterized. The transcript is spliced from 18 exons. NCBI's taxonomy places the organism in Eukaryota, Metazoa, Mollusca, Cephalopoda, Octopoda, Octopodidae. The coding region runs from base 561 to 2768 and encodes 735 amino acids. The record is from RefSeq and is a predicted model, not a curated record. Gene Ontology annotation, molecular function: retinol transmembrane transporter activity; retinoid binding.
ACCAGAAUACGAAUGAAAUUACCCACAGUUCAAUGUUUUAUGAAAUUCUAUAAAUACUUUUGUUAUUUGAGGUUUCUCUAGCUGAAAAAAAAAAAACUCUUAGUAAGUAAAUAAUUUCUUUAAAUCAUUUAACAGAAUUACAGACAGAUUCCAUUCCUAUUUUGGUAUCGAUUUAAACAGGAACUCUCACUCAAGUCUUGGAAUCAAUUUUUUAUUAUGCUGAAUAUUUCCAACUAAAUAUAGUUUUCUGUCGAAUUUUGCUCGACUUUGAUUUGAAGCAACCAAAAAUUAAUUUACCAAUAUCAAGUGAUACUUAUUAUCAACACCAGUAACAGGAAUAUUUUUACCAAUUCUUUCGUAUACAAGAAGGUCAUAAACCAAACUACAUAAAUUAUAUAUCUUCGUUGAUGCUAUUAUUGUUACUGCAGCAGUUAAUUGUUGGUGUUCUACCUGUUAAGUUAUGAUCCUUUAGUGGUCAACAAUCUAUAAACCAAACCUAAACUUCUAGGUACUGGAAUCGUUAUUAUCUCAAGAACUACAAGAGCUUCAUAAAUUGAAACAUGUCGUUUGGAAUCGUGCUGUUGUUUGUGACUGUUGUGUCCAGUUUGGUGACCGCAGCUCCCCUGAACAAGGAAGUACCGUUUAAUCUGAGUUCAGUGAAUCAAAUGAAUUUUGACUUCAGUAAGUUUUCAGGACCUUGGUACACCAUUUGGAAGAGCAAGAAAUUUGUCCAAAAUGAUCAAGUCAAAAUUAAGGCUAAAGAAUUUUCUUCAAACUCAAGAGGAAGUAUUUCAUUUGUGGAAACGGAUGCAAGUGAAAACAAGCUUCACUCGACACCUGUAACUGGGGUAACAAAAACGGAGAAGAACGUUACAGUGAGGAUCGUCUCAACAGACUACAAUUCCACGGCACUGCUCCUUUACUGUACCAAUUCCACAGAGUCUACAUGUCGUCCAAACCAUUACUAUUUCGAGAUAGCUUCAAGGACGCGCACAAUGGAACCCGAUGAUGAAAUACGGAUUCUGACUGAAAUAAAUACAGUCAGUGGAAGAUAUGAAGAAAUGACGUACCUGGGCGCAGACUGUGAAGGAGACAGUGCCGUGUUCGAUUCCAUUCCCGUCACCUCAUCCUUCUCCCUGAACAAUAUUCUUGGAAAUGCCUUUGCCUUAGCACAAACAAGCUUCACGGGAGCCAAACCCUUGCUAGCUCACAGCAUUUACUUACCUCAGAUAAAUCAGAUUGUAGGAUGGUUCACCAUUUUAAGUGCUAAUAGUGACAACGAAACUGAGUGCAGUAGAGUAAUGCGGAGUAUGACUAAAGUAAGCCCUAAUAACAGUGGUAUUCUGUACAGCAAAAUCGGUCACAUUGAAAGCCAAAAUAAUUGGAGUAUCUCCAAGACUCUAUAUUCAGAUAAACAUUACACAUUGAGUUAUUUCUGUUUUGAGGAAUAUAACCGAUCCUGUUCAAUGAACAAGACUGAAGUUCGUUUGGAUAGUAGACAGAGGGAAAUCGAUCCAAAUUUCAAGACAACACUGUUUCAGCUUCUACAAAAAGUCUGUUUGACAGCAGAUAGCAUGAAAAACAUUGAAUAUAAAAUCAAUUGCUCUUCCAAUUUAAAUGAAGUUGUCAACAAGGAACAAAUGCAAUUUAAGAACCCUGUCAAUGGUGUCUGUCAAAAGGAAAAUAUGCCAUUAGCCAACUACGAUCAUGGAAAAAUACAGUUGGAUGGUAUUUGGUAUGUCGUUGCUGCUAUGAAUAGUAUUCCAGGAUCCGUUGUGAACAUCACCACACUACCAGACACUUUGAUCAUUGACCGGUGCCAACCAAAGGACAAUACUUGUCAAUGGAAAUGGAGAAGCAGCUAUACCCAAAUCUGUCCAGGAAAGGCAAAAUUCAUGGAAACAUACCUGAACCUUCCAGGAAAAAAUUUCAGUACAAUAUAUGAACAUCACGUGGCCUACAUUGAUGAAGACACUCAAUUCAUAUACUCAUGCCCAGAAGAAAGUACCGGAAAGUGUGAUACAAAUAGUGUUUCACUCAUGGUAUACUCCAGACAAAAACAAAUGACAAACGGUACCCUGGAGAAACUAAAAAACUUUCAGCCAUUCCUAUGCUUGAAUAUUUCUCAACUGAAUACAGUAACAUUUCCAUCACUGAAUUUCACAGAACCUACAAAAUUGACGAACAACACACAUACUACAUGCUCUGUGGAAAAUAUUCCUGGUAUUGAAAACUACAACCAGUCAAAGCUUCUUGGAACAUGGUAUGAAGUAGCGCAUUCUGAUAUCCCUGACCAAAUAGGAAAGAGGGGUGCAAACCAUACACACAGAGUUCAAUUCUAUGAGGACACAGAUGGACAUUUAAAACUUGGAUAUCAAUAUGCUAACAACAAGACAGACACUAGUGGUGCAUUUGUUGGUGACAUACAACCUCAAUGUGCUCAUGAUCUCAGUGGACAUUUUACAACAAAGUACACAUUUUCUGCACUUGUAAAGAUCCUGUAUACGGAUUAUGAUAAUCUCACGAUAAUAUUCGUCUGCGCUUUCACCAACUACUACGGUGAAUGCCAUACGCCUAUGGUCCACAUAAUGAGCAGAAAGAUGGAACUUACAACACACAUGCUCAGCAUGGCUGAAUCCACCUUCAGUAAAGUCUGUGUUAAUCCAGAUAAAAUCCAGAUAGUGCAGGAUGUUUCUGCAAGUGAGGUGAACCAUAGCUGUAACACAGUGAAGAGUACUGAUUGGAAGAAAGAAAGACAAAGCAGAUAAACGACACGGUGACAGAACACUAAUAGAUUGAUGUUUUUUAAUAUUGAUCUUAAUUGCUUCAGAGAGCAUGAAAUGGUUUAUGAUAUUUCAAUGUACCCGUUAGCAAAAUAGUAAAUUGAGAAACGAAAAUUUAAAUAAAUACUUCAUUUAUAUCCA